AGUCUUGUGGUCAAACAAACUGGAAGCCCGCCAAACACGGAUCAUCCCAUAUAACAUAGAAUUAGAAGCUAUUAACUUUACUUAGACAAACAUCCAACUCGAUCCCCUUUUCGGUUUUGCUCUCCCAUUGCCUGCUUGCUGCAUGCCCUGUUCCACGGCCGAAGCCAUGGAAAAAACAGGGCCUGCUACAAUCUGCAAGAAAGCCUCGUCCUUCCGCCUCCGCUCCGAGAGCCUGAAUACCCUCCGCCUCCGCCGCAUAUUCGAUCUCUUUGACAAGAACGGCGAUGGUAUAAUCACCGUCGACGAACUGAACAGAGCCCUCAACCUUCUUGGCUUGGAAACCGACCUGGCAGACCUCGACCCCACCGUCAAAUCGUUCAUCCGAGAGGGAAACAUUGGGCUUCAAUUCGAAGACUUCAUAUUACUGCACCAGUCCGUAAACGACACCUACUUUGGGUACGGAUGCGAGGGUGAUGCGUGUAAUGAGGAGGAGACAAAGAGCAAAUUGUCGCAGGAGGAAUCAGAUCUUUCGGAGGCGUUCAAGGUGUUCGACGAGGACGGGGAUGGGUACAUCUCCGCCAAAGAGCUGCAAAUGGUGCUGGGGAAGCUGGGAUUCUCUGAAGGGAAAGAGAUUGACAGAGUUGAGAAGAUGAUCAUCUCCGUUGACCGCAACCGAGAUGGGAGGGUUGACUUCGUUGAAUUCAAGGAUAUGAUGCGUAGCGUUAUGGUGCGGAGCUCUUAAAUUAUUAGCAAUGUUUCAUAUAUAAUUUAAUCAUCUUCUUCUUUAGUGUUUCUCUUUUCCUCCUUUUUCUAAGAAUGGAGUUAAUUCGUCAAUACAUGAUUAAUCAUCUUUAACGCUCAGGCUUCAUUCUAGCUAGCAUUUGGUUUCGGUGUUAACUUCAUUGAUGUGGAUUCAUGUCAAAAUA
Messenger RNA from Corylus avellana, 926 nucleotides. RefSeq names its product calmodulin like 42 (gene CML42). NCBI's taxonomy places the organism in Eukaryota, Viridiplantae, Streptophyta, Magnoliopsida, Fagales, Betulaceae. The record is from RefSeq and is a predicted model, not a curated record. Gene Ontology annotation, molecular function: calcium ion binding.